GCACGCCUCUCCCGAGCUGCGCUCGUGCCUACUUUCCCUCUCGGCUUCACUCAUUCAUAGCCUUUCCCCUCAUCUCGGAGUUGCUUCCUCACUCUCUGUCCUUGCAUUUCCACAGCAUCUCCAGUCUUUCCUCGAGCCCAUUCCAACACUUCAUAAUGGUUCAGCUCUCCACCAAGUUCCUCAUUGCCGUCUCCGUGGCUGCCGUCCAUGUGCACGGUUUGCCCUUCACGAAGCGCAUCGCCCAGACGAUCGCAGAUUCGACGACCAAGUGGGUCGCUGCAUGUGAAACCGCCGGCGGAGGCUCCCAGUGCAACACGGUCUCCGUGAACGCGUUUGAGACGCUACUCAUCGCCGCGGGCGUCUGCGACCAGCAGAACGCCGCCGACUCUAUGGUCGACCUUGCCAAGCAGCUCAACAACAACCAGGACAUGAUCACGCUCGCGCAGAUAUUCGUGCAGCAGCCGCGCAACACGCCCAACUCCCUCGCGGUGCCCUACUGCCAGCAGGCACCCAACAACACCGAGCUGAACGGCCUGUACCAGUGCCAGUUCCAGAGCGCGAACCAGAACCAGUUCGUCGGUGGCCUCGCGGUCGGCGCAGCAGGCACGAUUCCCUUCGGCCUCAGCGCGCCCUUGUCCCCUCUCGGCUCCUGCCCCGCGAACCCGUCGGGGCCCAUCACCGAUAGCGCGCAGCUCGUCGACAUCACGCAGAACCCGGGUACCGGCACGACCUCCACGAACACGGGCAGUAACGCCGCGAGCGCCACCGCAACCGGGACGGCGUCUGCAGUCUCUGCGUCUGCCUCCGCCACCGGCGACGAUGGCGACGACACUGACGACAACUCGUGCGGUGCCGCGUCCGCCACCGGCGGCGAGGCCAUCGCUACUUCUGUCGCCACCUCAGCCGCCGCUAGCUCCACCGCCUCCACGUCUUCUUCCGGCUUCAAGCUCUCGAACGGCCAGGCCGCGCAGAAGCUGAACGCGCAGUUCGCGAGCCUCACGGCGGGCUCGUCGUGCACCUCGGGCACGGACGCGUGCGUCGGCGGGGCCUUUGCGCAGUGCGUCGACGGCGCGUACGUGACGCAGAGCUGCGGGACGGGUGUCUCGUGCUUCGCGCUGCCGCUCGUGAACAGCCCAGGCACGUCUAUCACCUGCGCGACGGAGGCCGACGCGACGUCGCGCAUCGCGGCCACGGGCGCGACGGGCGGCCUCACAGGCAGCAACUAGGCACUGAACUCGCUUGUCGCGUUGGACUGGAGGGAGUGUGGUUCGGGAGCCACGCCUAGUACCCACGGUCCAUUUGUUUCUCUCGCAUUGCAUUGAUCUGCAUACAUGAUUCACGUUCACGUUCACGGGCAUUCGCACUCGCAGCAAUGUUUGUAGCUCUAGUCUCACUCGCAUUACGGUUCUUGACGGAAUGCUGGCGCUAUGUUUUGUAGCAUCACGAAGUCAAUAGGUUAUGUUUCUUUUU
This is a messenger RNA of Postia placenta MAD-698-R-SB12, 1470 nucleotides long. RefSeq lists its product as hypothetical. NCBI's taxonomy places the organism in Eukaryota, Fungi, Basidiomycota, Agaricomycetes, Polyporales, Adustoporiaceae. The coding region runs from base 156 to 1226 and encodes 356 amino acids. The record is from RefSeq and is a predicted model, not a curated record. The transcript is spliced from 2 exons.